This is a messenger RNA of Cataglyphis hispanica, 426 nucleotides long. RefSeq names its product mitochondrial inner membrane protease subunit 2. NCBI's taxonomy places the organism in Eukaryota, Metazoa, Arthropoda, Insecta, Hymenoptera, Formicidae. The record is from RefSeq and is a predicted model, not a curated record. The transcript is spliced from 3 exons. Gene Ontology annotation, cellular component: mitochondrial inner membrane peptidase complex; membrane. The coding region runs from base 1 to 426 and encodes 141 amino acids. Gene Ontology annotation, molecular function: serine-type endopeptidase activity. Gene Ontology annotation, biological process: mitochondrial respiratory chain complex assembly.
AUGAACAAUAAUACGUGCGACAUAAGUGAUGAUCGAUUAUUCAUGUUACUGGAUCAAGCGCGCAUCCCGAUUGGGAUUGCUUUUUGCGACACAGUCGGAUAUGUUGCAAAAGUGGAGGGCAUCUCUAUGCAACCUGCGUUGAAUCCAGAUUUACGAUAUCCUGAUUAUGUAUUUUUAAAUCGUUGGGCUGUCCGAAAUCAAGAUAUAAAGCGUGGUGAUAUAGUCUGUAUUACAUCUCCCAAAGCGCCAAAUCAAACACUCAUCAAAAGAGUUGUAGGACUUAGUGGAGACAUUGUGGACACGCAUGGAUAUAAGCUCAGUGUUCUUCAAGUAUGGAUGUACCACAAGGCCAUUGUUGGUUGGAAGGAGAUCACAUUGGGCAUUCUAUGGACUCUAAUUUUUUUGGACCAAUUUCUCUGGGUCUAA